UGCACGGCGCACGCACUUCUUGGAGAGAGAGAGAGAGAGCUCCGACCCGGCCAUGGAAGCCCGGCAGCACUACUCGAGGCCGCUCCUCCUGCUGCAGCUGCAAGGCCCGGCCGCGAGCCCGGCGUCCGCCCCCUCAACGGCCGGUGGCGCCGUUCCGGACGAAGCUCGAUCGGUCCCGGCGCCAGACGCUUUUGAUGUCCUCAACGCCAACGCGAUCCUCGUCCUGGCGCUCCUCGUUUGCGGCCUCAUCGCGGCGCUCGCCCUCCGCGCCGUGCUCCAGUGCGCGCUCAGCGCGUGCCAGUUCCACAGCGGCGGAGCCGGCGGCGCCCCGGAGCAGCUGGACGACCCCGGGCGCGGCGGCAAGGAGCAGCAGCAUCGGCCGCCGCGGCGGGCGACGAAGCUGGUGCGGGCGCUGCCGUGGCUGGCGUACUCGGCGGGGCUGGCGCGGGAGCUGGCCGGGUCGUCGCGGUCCGACUGCGCCAUCUGCCUCGCGGCGUUCGCGCGCGGGGAGGCCGUGCGCGUGCUGCCGCGCUGCGGCCACGGGUUCCACGCGCGCUGCGUCGACCGGUGGCUCGCGGCGCGGCCGACGUGCCCCACCUGCAGGCAGGCGCCGUUCGACCAGACCACCGCGCUCCUGCAGCCGGCGGACGGCCCCGGGCCGGCCGUCGUCGUGCCGCUGCCGCUGGUGCGCGUGGUCGUAGUCGGCGAUCGCGUGGCCCGCCUUGUGGAGCCGUAGCACUCGCGCGCGCGGGGCCCUGCUUGUACAUUCGCAAAACGUGCUAGCGCCUAGCGGAAUAUAGGUCUAGUAGCACUUUGGACGCGUCACGCUUACUAGGGAAUAUGGGAUACUGCGACACCGGCGUUCAUUUUCCCCUAGGUUUUUCUUCUCUUCUUUUCUUCUCCCUUUCUUGUCUUGGCGUCAAAGUCGUCAUUCCGGGACUAUAUGCUGAUAUUGCAUACAGGAGACGCUGGCACGAAGCUGAACAUGAGCUGAGAGCUAACAGCAUCUCCACCAGUCCCCUUCCCCAAUAAAUUGUUGAUAUUGGAAAAAAAAUAUGUUCCAGCAGUUUCUCAAUACCUUUCUCUUUCCCUAAUAAUUAUUGGGUUGUCCCACUAUCUCACACCAACUCCCCUCAAAUAAAGAGAGAACUUUGGCUCUCCAAUAUGUUGUUGUAUUGGGUUAAGAUUAUUAGGAAACUGCAAAAGCAUGUCUCCCAAUAAUCUAUGAAAGUUGUAUUGGGACAUCCCAAUAAUAUGUUAUUGUGAGA
Panicum virgatum (switchgrass) is the source of this 1268-nucleotide messenger RNA. RefSeq names its product RING-H2 finger protein ATL79-like. Gene Ontology annotation, biological process: protein ubiquitination. The transcript has a single exon. Gene Ontology annotation, molecular function: transferase activity. Bases 53 to 736 code for a protein of 227 amino acids. Lineage: Eukaryota; Viridiplantae; Streptophyta; Magnoliopsida; Poales; Poaceae. The record is from RefSeq and is a predicted model, not a curated record.